AUGGAGGAGUCUAACAAUUAUGGCCACCAACAUCCCCUGCUUCUUAUGUUGAAUCAAGACCAGCUGAUCCACCAUCAAAGUGGUGUAACUGAUUGCUCCAGGUGUGGGGAGAAGGUAUGUGCCGAGGCACCUUUGGAGCUUAAUCAUCCUUUUCAUCCUCAUCAUCCUCUUCUUCUUAUGCAAAAUGCACCUUAUUCAUCUGGACGGUACAUUUGCAAUUUUUGCGAUAAAGGCGGUAAUGAGUUUGUUUAUCACUGCUCUUGCCCUUUUGACUUUCAUAUUAAAUGUGCUUUGUUUACAUUUAAUAUUGCUGAGAAUAAUUUGAAAGAGCUUGAGCAUGUUGCCCUUCAAGAUGAAGAACUUGAAGAUGAUAAUAAGUGCUUUGGGUGCCAGGAACCAUUAACAAAUUAUACGCACUUUUCUCCUGACUGUGGAUUUAAUUUACAUGAGAAAUGCGCUGAGCUUCCUUUCAAACUGAAUCAUGGGUGCCAUCCCAAGCAUCCUCUUUUUGUUGUUCACAUUGAAUGUGCAUCGCAAUCACCAUUACAAGUUAUUAAGAGUACAAAUUAUGAACAUCCAUUCACCUUGUUUAAUGGGCACCAAUAUCCCCUGCUUCUUAUGUUGAAUCAAGAGCAGCUGAUCGACAAUCAAGGCGGUGUAACUGAUUGCUCCAGGUGUGGGGAGAAGGUGUCUGCUCCAUGUUUUUACUGUGCGGAGCACUGUGGGUUUUAUCUUCACAAGGUAUGUGCCGAGGCACCUUUGGAGCUUCAUCACCCUUUUCAUCUCAACCAUCCUCUUCUUCUUAUGCAAAAGUCACCUCAUUUAUCUGGAGCGUACUUUUGCACAUUCUGCCAUGAAUUUGGUGACAAGUCUGUUUAUCACUGCUCUAGUUGUGAAUUGGACUUUCAUAUUAAAUGUGCUUUGUUUACACUUAAUAUUGCUGAGAAUAAUUUGAAAGAGCUUGAGCAUGUUGCCCUUCAUGAUCCAUUGAUUUCCACUGAAAAUGGUGAUAAAAAACUCAAAGAUGUUAGUAAGUGCUUUGGAUGUUGGGAACCAUUAGCAAUGUAUACACACUUUUCUCCUGAUUGUGGAUUUAAUUUACAUGAGAAAUGCGCUGAGCUUCCUUUCAAACUCAAUCAUGUGUACCAUCGCAAGCAUCCUCUUGUUCUACAAUUUAAUAGCAAACGACUCUCUUGCAAGAUAUGCCAAGUACCCAGGCGAAGAGGAUUUGUGUAUGGUUGUUCUCCUUGUAAGUUUGUUGUUCACAUUGAAUGUGCAUCACAAUCAUCAUUACAAGUUAUUAAGAAUACAAAUCAUGAACAUCCAUUCACCUUGUUUUUGAGACAAGUUCCAUUCACUUGUGAUGCGUGUGGCUCUGAAGGAAAUCAUGUUUCCUAUACAUGUGGUACAUGCAACAUUAUAAUCCAUAAAAAUUGCAUUUCAUUGCCUCGCAUUAUCAAAAGUAAGUGGCAUGACCAUCCCCUUAUUCACACAUAUUUCCAUCACCUAGAAGAUUUUAGGGUUUUGGAUUGCCUAAUAUGCCAUGAUGAAGUCAAUACAGAGCAUGGUAGUUACUAUUGUUCAAAGUGUGAUGUUAUAUUCCAUGUGAAGUGUGCAAUGAAGGAUAAAGAUUCAUAUGAAAUAGUAGAAAAUGAAGAUGAGAUGCCCCAUGAAAGUUCCAUCAGUGUUAUUGAGAGGAACGAUGCUGGAGAAGCUACAAAAAUAAAGCAUUUCAAGCAUAUGCAUAAUCUAAUGUUAGGUCCCUUUGUUGGAGGAUAUGAAAAUAGUUGCAACGGGUGUAUGUUGCCAAUCUCGGAUCCAUUUUAUUACUGUUCAGAAUGUGUUUUUUUUCUUCAUAAAGCGUGUGCCGAGUUAACUAAGAUGAAGAAUGUUUGGCAUCAUCAUUGCCAAGAGCCUCUUGCCCUUAUUUCUGACAAAGCUUUUGAGUGUCAAGAAUGUUGGCACAUAUCUAAUGCCUUUGCUUAUGAAUGUUCUGGAUGUGAGGAAAAUAAAUGUCUCCGAUGUGUGAUUGUUCUUACUCCUGGUGCUCGAACAUGUUUGAAACAUGUUCACCCACUCUAUUUCUACAGAGACUACGAAGGUCAGUGCAAUGCUUGUGGUGAUACAACAAGGGGAUAUGGGGCAUUUUGUUGUAAGGACUGGAAUUUUGUGCUAGAUCUUGGAUGUUUUUCACUUCCAAUUACAGCUCGUCACAAAUGCGAUGAGCACCUUCUUUCACUCACUGAUAAUGAUGGUAAUAGUUAUUCAGAGAGUCAUCAUUGUGAUAUCUGCGAAGAAAGUCGAGAUCCAAAUCGUUGGUUUUAUCAUUGUACAACAUGUGAUACUUCUGCUCAUGUUGGUUGUGUUCUUGGAAGCUAUCCAUUCCUCAAACUCGGGAGCAUCUAUGAAGAAACAAAUCAUCCACAUCCACUCAUCAUUGUGAAGAAGAAGUAUUACUAUCUUGAUUGUAAUAAAUGCGGUAAGCCUUGUGAAGAUGUGGCUCUUGAAUGCUCCAAGUUGGAGUGCAAAUAUAUUGUCCACUGGGAUUGUGUAGCACCCUAUUUUCUACGGCAGUGGUGGAAGUGGGGCAUGUAG
This is a messenger RNA of Gossypium raimondii (Peruvian cotton), 2595 nucleotides long. RefSeq lists its product as uncharacterized. NCBI's taxonomy places the organism in Eukaryota, Viridiplantae, Streptophyta, Magnoliopsida, Malvales, Malvaceae. The record is from RefSeq and is a predicted model, not a curated record. The coding region runs from base 1 to 2595 and encodes 864 amino acids. The transcript has 3 exons.